Colletotrichum chrysophilum is the source of this 1197-nucleotide messenger RNA. RefSeq lists its product as uncharacterized. Gene Ontology annotation, molecular function: pectate lyase activity. The transcript is spliced from 2 exons. Lineage: Eukaryota; Fungi; Ascomycota; Sordariomycetes; Glomerellales; Glomerellaceae. The record is from RefSeq and is a predicted model, not a curated record. Bases 1 to 1197 code for a protein of 398 amino acids.
AUGAUUGAUCGUUUGUUCGACUUCCUCGAGACCGAAGGAUCCACAGACGGAACAUGCUGUCGAGACGAGAAAUCCUACCAAUGCAAGGACUCUAGCCGUCAUGGCCAGGUGUACAUUGGCGACGACUGUGGUGACAUGCAGAAGAUCUCCUGCACCUACUGGAACGCACCGACUCGACCUAUCUAUGUUGCCAGCAACAAAAGCAUUGUCGGUAUUGGAGAAAGCGGUGUCAUUCGAGGCAAGGGAUUCCGCAUGUCCCACGAUGUCAGUAAUGUCAUCUUCCAAAACAUCCACAUCACGGAGUUGAACCCCGAGUACAUCUGGGGCGGCGACGCCAUCUCCAUGGAUGGCACCGACAAGAUCUGGAUCGAUCACUGCAAGACUUCCUUGAUUGGCCGCCAGCACAUCGUCUCCGGAUGGGGCCCUGCCGGUGCUGUCACCAUCUCCCACCACGAGUUUGACGGCAAGACGGACUUCUCCUGCAACCAGCAACACUACUACAAUGCCCUCCUCAUCGCCUCGAAGGCGAACUACACUUUCGCCUAUAACUACCUUCACCAUGUCUCUGGGCGCGCGCCAAACGUCGGAGGAUCCGAGGAAGUCAUGUUCCAGGGCGUCAACAAUCUGUGGGAGGGAGACGACGACCACGCCUUUGCCAUCGGAGACCAUAUCCAGGCCCUGCUCGAGGGCAACCAUUUCGAGAAUGUCUCCCGACCCAUCGAGCCCAACACCUACAACAGCGCCGGAGAGAUCUUCGUUGUGGAGACCUCCGCGGAUGCCGCGGCCUGCCAGGAUCCCAUGGGACGCCUUUGCGAGCCCAACAGCGUUGGUGGCCAGUCUGGCGAACUGCUUCCCCUGAACAAGACCGUUGCUAUCGACAAGCUCAAGUAUGCGUCGGAGUCUCUCCUGAAGCCAAUGAAGGUCUCCGAGGUCCCGGAUUUUGUGAAGGCCAAUGCUGGUAUUGGCAAGCUUAACAGCAGUAGUCCUCCGGCAUCAUCCACUUCCACCGCUUUCCCAACCCUGCCGCCGAGCGUCAAUGGAACUGCUGGCUUGGCGCCGACACCCACUGCCGUACCGACUUCUUCUGGUCUCUUGUCUGCUGCUGCCCAUUUAGUCAAUGCUACUUCUUCUGCUUCUCGGCCGGCUAAGUCGGCUUGUAAGGCUAGACGGUCUCUGCACUUCAAGCGCCUCCUUUGA